Daucus carota subsp. sativus is the source of this 786-nucleotide messenger RNA. RefSeq names its product protein CURVATURE THYLAKOID 1A, chloroplastic. Gene Ontology annotation, cellular component: chloroplast thylakoid membrane; thylakoid. The coding region runs from base 136 to 609 and encodes 157 amino acids. The record is from RefSeq and is a predicted model, not a curated record. The transcript has 5 exons. Lineage: Eukaryota; Viridiplantae; Streptophyta; Magnoliopsida; Apiales; Apiaceae.
AGAGAAUCGCAACAAUCAUUUUUCAUCCACUAAAACAAAACAUAAAACAACUCUGCAACUCAUCUUCACACCUCUAAGCCCAACUACACACACUUACACACAGAUAAGAUUUGUUUGGCAAGCAUUUCAUCACAAAUGGCCACGGCGACUUCCAUGGCAACCACAGCCGUCUUUAGUCCUCGCUUACCCACCACCCAUUCAUCUGCCUUGCCUUAUCUUCCACCUCGCUUCUCCACCUCACCCUUUUCAGCUUCGAACAAGCUUUCUUCAGGCUCAAGGAGAUCUCAGUUCCAGAUCAAGGCUACAUCACAAGAGAGCAGCCCUGAUGAUGGUGGAGAGAUACUCGCAGAUCUAAAGGAAAAGUGGGAUGCAGUUGAAAAUAAGUCAACAGUGCUUAUCUAUGGAGGUGGGGCACUUGUUGGUCUCUGGUUAUCUGCUACACUUGUUGGUGCAAUCAACUCCAUUCCUUUGCUUCCGAAGAUUUUGGAGUUGGUAGGACUUGGAUAUACAGGAUGGUUUGUCUACCGAUACCUUCUCUUCAAGUCAAGUAGAAAAGAGCUAGCAUCGGAUAUUGAGUCAUUGAAGAAGAAGAUUGCAGGAACGGAGUAAAAAUGACUAUACUCCAAAGUCGUCUAAUGUCUGUUGUCUUCAUUGAAUUGUAUCAGUGGUUCCUUUAUAAGAAUCGCAUGCUCUUAUAAUAUAGUGUAGUGUAGAUUCUUUCAUGUAUACCUACUACUGUAUGUGCAUCUUUUAAUAAAAGUAUUGCAAUUUGUUUACAAAAUUAAA